ACACACUCGCAAGCACUCUCGGUCGCACACCCCAGGGUUGGCCGGUCCUCCUUCCCACCCCGCCCCUGGGCUCCUCAGUCAGCCUGGGACCCUUCCCCCACCUUUCCCAGACUGACUCUAAGCUCCACCAAUCGGGAGGCAGCGCCGGCCAGAACUCAACCAAUCAUCGCCCUUCAUUGGGUGGGCUCAUACUAACCCAGCCCAGGUGGAGGGAGGGAAGAGAGGUUGCAGUCUGGCAGACGGGAAGGGUUAUCAGCCAAUCAGCUGAACCUGAAGCCGAACGGCGGCUCAAAGCGUUACUGAGCAGGCGCAAACCCAACACCAGGUAGAGCUCAUCUGCAUAGGGAGGCGGGGUUUGAAGGAAAGAGGUGGAGCACUAGCAGGGACCCAUCCAAGUAGCACCACCCCCCCUCAACUCGCUCAAACCACGGGCGAAACGGCUGGUGUCGGGACUGAGUGAUUGGGUAAGGGCCGCCCGUCCUUCUGCCAGGAUUGGUCCAACGAUUCUUUUCGAAGUUUGCAGUAUCCAAUUGGAAAACGGGGGGCGGAGCCAGCACUAACCGAGGGGUUCCUCCGCGAGACGCUCACGCAAUGUAGUCCCUGCGGAUACAGGUUAGGCGCCGGUGUCUCUCGUCGAUGCGUCACCCGCGGCUAGUGGUGGCUUCUCUCCAGCUCACGAAGCCGCUCUUGGUCCUGGGACGGCGAGGAAGAGGCCUGGCAGAUCGAGAUGGAUACCAACUCAAAAGACAGCGAGCCUCUUGAAAUCACCGAGUCUGCUAUUCCUGGUGCUGAAAGUACCUCUUUAAUUUUGGGAAAUGGGAAGCUUGUAACUCCUCACAAGCAUGCGCCUGAAGGGACUCCUAAUGGUUGCACACCAGAUACUUUUAAGUCACCCUUGGACUUUUCCACAGUAACAGUAGAGCAACUGGGAAUUACACCUGAAAGCUUUGUAAAGAACUCUUCAGGAAAGUCACCAUCCUCCCUGAAAAAAUCCAGACGACGCUCUACAAUUGGUGCUCGGGGCUCCCCUGAAACAAACCAUCUUAUUCGUUUCAUUGCUCAGCAGCGGAAUUUAAAGAACAUGGAGAGAUCUUUGACACAGAAUUCCCCUUUUCUGGGCAGUCCUGUACUGCAUCGAAAUGUUAAUUCUUUAAGAGAGCGAAUGUCCGCCUUCCAGUCAGCUUUUCACUGCAUAAAGGAGAAUGAAAAAAUGACUGACUUUCCCGAAGUCUCAGAGGCAGAAGGAGAAGUCACGACAACAGGCUUGACCAAAAAGGAAAGGCUUGGGCAGUGUCCACAGUUUGAGUUCUCUGCAGAUUUAUCUUCCAAACGUCGAAGGAUAUCCUCUCAGAGCAACUCUGAUGAAAAUCUCCCUGACGCAGUUGAUCUCCAGAUAUCCCGUAGAGCCCCUUCUCCUAAUACAGGCACAAUGUGUGCUGUUGAAACUUCUCCUGCAGAUUUUUCUGAGAAAUCUUUUGAAUCUGGUUUAACGCAGUCUGGAUAUUUGGUUGAAGAGUCUGUUUCACUUUCAGAUCUCACAGAAGCUUCAAGUGAUACCUCUGACUCCAGCAGUAAAAUUGGUCCUCAGUCGUCGUUCAACUCAGAAGGAGUCAAGGUUGCUGAGUAUGUAGAGGGCGAAAGAUCAAGUGUUGCUGUUUCCCUUGACAACUUGACGGAAGUGAGCACAGACACCACUCCUGAAGGCAGGUCACUGGUCACUCCACUCUGCAAGAGGGACGUUGCAUCCUCUGAGACCUUCGUACUUCGUUCGGUGCUAAAGAAACCCUCUGUUAACCUGUUUCUAGAAAGCCUGCAGGAACACUGUGACAAUCUCUGUGAUGACGGGACUCAUCCGAGCUUAAUCUCAAAUCUUGCAAACUAUUGCAAAGAACAAACAACAGAAGGUCAAGAAAAUUGUAAAGUGCCAGCCUUUCUAAAUGUCAGGAAGAGGAAGAGAGUUACUUUUGGAGAGGAUCUAAGCCCUGAGGUGUUUGAUGAGUCUUUGCCAGCAAAUACUCCGUUGCGUAAAGGAGGAACACCCGUUCGCAAAAAGGAUUUGAGUAAUGUCAGUCCCCUGCCACUCGAGCAAUCACCAGUUCCUGCACAGUUAUCACAACCAGAUUUUGAUGACAAGGGAGAGAAUCUUGAAAACAUAGAACCUCUUCAGGUGUCAUUUGCCGUUCUGAGUCCUCUUAAUAAGUCUUCAAUCUCUGAGACUCUUUCAGGCAUUGAUACCUUUAGUUCUUCAAAUAACCAUGAGAAAACAGCCUCCCAUAAAGUUGGUAGAAUCACACGAGCCUCUAACCGAAGAAGUCAAUUGAUCACUUUUGCAGAAGAGGAGGUUUGCAACUUACUUCAUACAGAAGCUCAGCCCUGUAAAGAAAAGAAAAUUAAUAGGAGGAGAUCUCAGGAAAGCAAGCACACAGAAAGAGUGCGUCCUAAAAAGAACCAAGCUUUAAAAAGUUGCAGAAAGAAGAAAGCAAAGGGAAAGAAAAAUAUUCAAAAGUCUUUAUACGGGGAAAGAGACAUCGCUUCCAAGAAGCCGCUCCUAAGUCCUAUUCCCGAGCUGCCUGAGGUCUCGGAGAUGACGCCUUCCGCCCCAGGCGCCGGAACGAUGCGUUCAGAUGAUUUCGACUCCAGUGGUGAACUUCAAGAAGCAAAGCUUCCUCAAAGGAAGCCUCAGAAGCCAGAUUUGCAGAUGAGUCAAGGUUUUAAUAAGUACGAUCUGUCUGCACUCUGCAGCUCUCACACCAAACGUUCCUCGCAGCUUAUUAACGCUACUUUAGAGCAAGAUUUAGAUAUAAAUACCGUAGAAGCUAGUAAACAUAAAACUCUUCCAAGAGCGGAAAUUAAGUCAGAAAGUGAAAAUGACCUGAAAGCUGGCUCCGAGAAUGAGAGCAGUCGUGUUUCCUGUGAUUCUGUGACCGCAAAGGUCCCGGCAUCCGAUGAUGCGGGAUCCAGUAUUAUCCUGCCGUCCCGGGAAUUGGCUGCCGCUGGCCAAAAUGUGGAAAACCUUUUUCAGAUCUUUAAAAUUUCAGAAGAUGUGAACAUAAAGUAUGAAAAGCAGGAUGACUCUGUCAUAGCUCCAGAAGGGAAACCGCCGACCACACGUGUAAUGUCUGGCUUACAAAAAGACGUCUUCCUUGACAAUAUGAAAGAAAGUACACAUCCGAGCGAGGGUUCGGGAAGCAGCUGCGCAGAGAGUGAAAGCACUGGUACGAACGGGGGAGGAAAGAAGCAUAGAAGACGCUCUAUGUGUUACUCUGGCGGCCAGAGUUUCGAUUCGGAAAAAAACGGAAAUCCCAAACCUCCCUACCUGGUGAGCAGCCCUGUAGAAAUUGGUUUAGAAAAUUCUGAACUCUAUAAGGAUUUAUCUGACUCCAUAGAGCAGACCUUUCAGAGAACGAGUAGGGAAACAAAAGUAAGACGGAGCACCAGGCUGCAGAAGGAUCUGGAAGAGGAAGGGCUCGUCUGGAUCUCACUUCCAUUUCCUUCCGCUUCCUGCACUUCCCAAAGAAUGAAAAGGAGAACAAUAUGCACAGUGGACAGCAGAGGCCUUGAAAGCGUGGCCCUCUGUAAAGACCCCAGGUCUUCUGGACACACCCCGAGCACGGCACCCCCCGGGUCGGGUAAAGACAGGGAGGGCUUGGCCGCCAGUGCGGCCAGUUUACCUGGGAGGAGGAGGAAGAGCUUGUGGACGUCCGCACCCGUGAACGCAAAAGGUCCCAUUCUGGCAAAAUGCUGCAAGAGAAGAAGCUCUCUCCCCCAGAGCCGAGAGAGCUCUCUAAGGGACGUCCAAGGAGUCGGGCACGUCGGGAACUAACGCGGUAACUGGCAUUUCCUGAAGAACGUUCGGGGCCGCAGAGAAGGUAACCCCCCCCCCCCCCAUGCUCAGAACAUUUCUUUCACCCCGCCUCUCCUCCCCUGUUCAAAGUUUCAAAUAAAAUCAUUUGACCUGAA
Molecule: messenger RNA, 3960 nt
Organism: Felis catus (domestic cat)
Lineage: Eukaryota; Metazoa; Chordata; Mammalia; Carnivora; Felidae
Gene: CDCA2
Product: cell division cycle associated 2
Exons: 16
Coding region: 728-3823 (1031 amino acids)
Biological process (GO): regulation of chromosome segregation; regulation of mitotic nuclear division
Cellular component (GO): chromosome; nucleus
Source: RefSeq, a predicted model, not a curated record